This is a messenger RNA of Xenia sp. Carnegie-2017, 1012 nucleotides long. RefSeq names its product major facilitator superfamily domain-containing protein 6-B-like. Gene Ontology annotation, cellular component: membrane. Bases 213 to 866 code for a protein of 217 amino acids. The record is from RefSeq and is a predicted model, not a curated record. Lineage: Eukaryota; Metazoa; Cnidaria; Anthozoa; Malacalcyonacea; Xeniidae. The transcript has a single exon.
GCAAGAAGUGAAGAAAAAGAGAGGAAAGUAUUUGAUCCAUUUAACAUGAACGGAAAAAGCAAAUCGUUAGCUGGCGAAGAGCUUGCAAACUUUUUUGCAUCCAUAAACAACAUGAGCAGUGUAAAAUCCACUGAUGUUCAUUAUUUUAACAUGAACAGACCAGAAAAACAUUACAUCAAACCCAACUAUACAGAAAUUACAUUGAAAAGAAUAUGUCUCAAGAUAAAGAAAUGAACAAAACGUUGUUUCAUCAAAAAUUGAACCUCAGCAAGAGUUACGAAAUAUCAAAACAUGAAAACAACACAUAUAAAAUGCUGCGGAAGAAUCUUUUUAAAUCAAACCAUAAUGAAAUGAAGCGAUUAUUCGUUAUUCUUUUAGUCUUGAUAGUAGUUGGGGAAUUUCUUGAGACACCUUCAGCCCCAUUAUCAGACGCUUCACUUCUCGAAUACCUCGGAGAAAAUCGAAUACAUUACGGAAAACAACGACUCUGGGGUUCGUUAGGUCACGGCAUAGCGUCGUUUUUUGUUGGUAUGAUAAUGGAGCGUUCACGUCAUGUUAUAUGCGGCGAAGAGUUCAUUGACUACACUACAUCAUUUUCUAUGUUCACGCUGUUUAUGCUAAUUACUUUAGUCAUUUCAGCUAAUUUUAAGUUUCAAUAUAAGAUGACAGAAGAGAGGAAAGACAGUGUUUUCUCAACUGUCUUUACGAUACAUUAUGCAUCAUUUUUAACCGCCUUUUGUUAUAUGGGCAUGUGUCAUGGUUUGACUCAUAAUUUCCUUAUGUGGUUCCUAGAGGAUCUUGGUGGAUCCAAAACACUUAUGCAAUCUCGAUUGCAAUUGGCUAAGAACCUAGCUACACUGCUAUAGGUGACAUAUUAUAUAAUUGUUCAUGCAAAAUUGUAAAUAAAAAAGUAUAAUGACAGACACUUGCUCGAUAUUUGCAAGCGUUUUGCAAACUGUUUUCGCUCGAAUUAUUGAGUAUUAAGACGUAAAAAUAAACAGAAUGGGUUAAA